UCUGCCUGCCACAGAUUUCUGCUUCAGUUCUGUGUCACAAACAAAAAAAGAAAACUCACAUCCAGGGAUCAUGGAACCAAAUUCAACUUCGACUUGGAUGUUCUUACUAGCAGCCGUGUCUGUGUUUGCAGCCGUGUCUGUUUCUGAACCUUCAGACGACACCUUCAAGAACUGCACCUUCCAAACUCAGCUCUUUGAGCGUCUAUCGGCUGAUCUGAAGGAGGCAGCAGAGAGCGGUGAGAACCUGCCGUCUACAUGGAGUUCUCAGCAGUCAGCCAGACUCCUGGUGUCCACGAGGUAUCUGACGGAUUUACUGCACAAACACCAGCUGAAAGACUGUCAACUUGCUGAGCCAAAGGAAUGUCCUGCAGCCCGGGUCCCUGAGAACGGAGGAUUGGUUUGUGUCACUGUCAACCACACGCGCUACUGCAAACCUUUGUGCAACUACGGUUAUGAUUUUGGUUUCCUGAGGAGAAGUCGUUUGUUUGAGGAAUGCAGUAAUCAGACAAGAUUCAAAUGGGGCACUCAGUACAUCGGGGGAAACAGACUGGCUGUGUGCAAUGUGGCGUUGACUCAAAUCUCUGGAGCACAGUCGGCGUAUUUUCCAAAAGAUCGGGACUGCCUGACAACCAAGAGCCAACUGCAGGUCAGCUUCAUCCAAAGUGCUGUCGCUGAGCUGCAGAGCAAAGGAAUAGAGGGAGAUCCGCACGAGGCCUGUCUUGUCUGUGGAUAACCAUGAUGUGGAAAACAAAUAAAGAAAUAAUAUUGUGUGAGUGUCGGGGUGUUAAAGUUCCAUUGAACUGAAAUAAAGAUUUGGAAGUAGUUAGAAA
Hippoglossus stenolepis (Pacific halibut) is the source of this 830-nucleotide messenger RNA. RefSeq lists its product as uncharacterized. The transcript has 6 exons. The record is from RefSeq and is a predicted model, not a curated record. The coding region runs from base 71 to 733 and encodes 220 amino acids. Lineage: Eukaryota; Metazoa; Chordata; Actinopteri; Pleuronectiformes; Pleuronectidae.